AUUGCAUGUCACCGAAAUCGAUGUCCCACAUUGUGAACCGCGGACGAUAGGCACUUUCCUAAUACAAGCACCUGUGGUUCUGCCAACCCAACAAAGCUCGGAUGCAGGAAUCCUCGGCGGUGCCAGACGCAUCAGGAUGUAGUCAUGUCUCAACUUGGCAAGGGGAAGUCCAAGGCACAUCUGCCAGCGCUCUUCCUUCAUCCCUCGAAUUCGAAUUCGCCGCCAGCCUCGGCUUCUCACAAUUCGCUCCCCAGUUUGGUGCUUGCCGCUACUAGUUCUUCCGCUCCUCACCCCCAAAGUGUCGGUCAGCAGCAGCAACAGCAGCACCAGAACCAGUCUCAGCAAAUGUCUUCCGCGCCCGCCCCCGGACUUGGACGUAGUGGGUCCUUGCGCCGGAGCGAUGCAGGCUCGACCGUCCCAUCAACCGUGGAGCCUCGGGGCGGAGGAGUCGGCGCGGCUGCUACGCUGCGAGGCGGCCCUCUCAAUCUCAAUCUGCCCUUGCCCCAGCUUACUCGUGGGGAGUCGACACGCACGACUGAUAGGACGGACGCGCUCUGGGCCGAAAUGCAGGCCACGCUGGAGGAGGUGGAGCUCUCUGCCACCGGAGGCACGCGCGUCUUUGGGCCUGACCACGAGCGCAAGCUGAGCGAGCUGCGCACGGCACAGAUUGCGCUCGCCCAGGCGUGGGCGCGUAGCGAGGCUGACGACGCCAUCGAGACUACGGCAAGCAACGGCAUAGGCGAGGCCUCGAUGGCUGCGCGUGACCUAAAGGCUUCGGCAGUCGGUGGCGGCGCGGCCUCGGACGGUGCUGGAAAAGCAGCCGCCGAGUCUGGUGCCACAGCCGCUGCCACGAUAGUAGCUGCCAAUGCCGCAAUAGACGGCGGGGCCCGGAGCACGGCCGGAACUGGUAGUGCCAGGCCCGGUAGUAGCGGAAUGGGCGGUGGUGGGCAGGAGAGGUUGGGUGCGAAGCUUGAGGAGGAGACCGAGGUCGAUAUCCUCCUUGCGAGGAAACGGCGCGAGGCCAACGAUCGUUACUUCCAGCGCGUUAACCAAGGCGUCCUUGAUGUUGUCGCGAAGCUGGAAGACGUGGCGACCGCCAUGCGCGCCGUGGAGCAGGAGAGCAAGGAUAUCUGGGGUGACGGAGAGAACGAUAGCGUCCCAGGGAGUGUGAAAACGUAGGCAUGGAAAGAUAGGACGGCUCCCGAGUCUCUCUAUUUACAUGUACACGACGCGUUUCGGGAGUCCUGCUUGGCUCAUAAAACAUCACAUACUUCGAGAUAUUGCUUGCUAAGGCCUUCAGCGUUGUUGAUAAAGCGAGAGGAACAGUCAGUAUCCAAAGCAAAAUAGUUCUCCUGGCAAAUAUACACAUAUCGGGCCCCA
Molecule: messenger RNA, 1380 nt
Organism: Lasiosphaeria miniovina
Lineage: Eukaryota; Fungi; Ascomycota; Sordariomycetes; Sordariales; Lasiosphaeriaceae
Exons: 1
Coding region: 145-1179 (344 amino acids)
Source: RefSeq, a predicted model, not a curated record